CAGGGCUCAAUCCCAGGACCCUGGGAUCACGCCCUGAGCCGAAGGCAGACGCUUAAUGACUGAGCCACCUAUGUGCCCCCCAAUAAAUAAAUAUCUUUUUUUAAAAAAAAGAUGAUUUUUAUUACAAUGUGUUUGAUUCUAUGUGGAGAUUCCCAAGUGGCCAAAAUGCAUUGUGACCCAGCACAGCAGAAUGAAUGAAGGUGCAUUUAUGGUGUAAUUAACAAACAGCUGUCUGCCCUAGGUGGUUUAUUUAGCUGCCCACACCGUAAGAGUAGUACGCAACUGCAGGGAAAUAAGUGUUUAAGAGCCCUCGUGGUCGUAUACAUUUGGAAGUCGAGCAUACCUCUCCUGUAAUCAUGGGACUGUGGGGACCGCCCCCCCCCGCCACACAUGCUCUUUACGGCUGUACCAGGAAGGAGGAUCUGGUGGCGGGUGGGGGGGUCCUGCUUCCAUCUGUUCUUUUCAGAGGCAACCCCGAUGAGCUCAAAGCAUCUGGUAUUGAUUUCUGAGAGUUCUGCAGCAAGAGCCGCCAUGAGUUCUUGGUUCUGUAUUUUAUUUCAGGAUUUCAGCUCCUUCAUGUUCCCAAACCUUGUCUGUAAUCAGCUGUGGGGCCUGAGGAGUAUGCACACAGCCACGGAUUGACAUUUGGUAUUAAUAGUUCGGAGACUCUUUACGUCCUGACAUGCUUAUCCAUCUUAGAUUUCAGGUCAAGGCAGUUUUGACUGAUGUCUCCUAGCUACGAAGGGCUGGCGCUGGGAGGCAGACCCCACAGCCUGUCUAGAAGCCUGCAAUCUCCGCCGUCCUAAUGCUUCCUCCGUCCCUUUGCCUGGUCCCAUGGGCAUCUUUAGCCAUAGGAGCGGUGUGUGUCGAAUCAUCCACCUGGGUGGCAAGGUCUCAGCUUUAUCUCUUCAGAGCUGGCUGCCCUUAAGGAGGAAUUUGAUCUCUCUGAGCACAGAGCUCGGUUUUCCAUCUGUGAACUGGGGCGAGUGAGCCCUGCCCUCCUGUCUCACCAGGUGGAUAUAUUGACCAGCUGAUGCUGACUCUAGUCACCCUUCUGUCCCUGGCGUAUAGCACAGCACCUGCCACAUUGUGGGUGCGAAAGGCAUGUUAGUUCCUGUACCUUCUCUCCUCUUCUAGAAGCUGGACUUUGGAUCAGAGCUAGGUGUUGCAUGGGAUGCUCCGAACAGGUAACAACUUGGAUACGGUCAGAAAUCUCAUUCUGUCUCUCACUCUUGUUCUUUCUUUUGUAGUAAAUAGAACUGGACUCAGCAUCUCUCUGGGCAAAGGAGAGAACUCUCCCCAGAAGGCGAGGAAGGGACUCCUCCUUCUUAAUGGGCCAUGGGCCUUCUCGCCGUGUAGGAUAAGAGCAGGCCACACCACGUGUCACAUGCAGGGGGCAUUGAGUGGACAUUUAACUGAGGCUUGUUCACGUCAGGACUGUCAUGACCAGACGGGUAAAUACAGAGAUUAGAAGGACCUUGCAGGUGUGGAGAACACCAUAGCCGGAGCUGAGACUCGCACGCAGGACAUCUUGGGGUGGGGCUGUGGGACAGUGGGCCCCUCUGUGUAACGGGAUUGCCUGAGUUUCAUGGCAGACAGUGCUGGAGUGGUGAUCGGGGAUGAGGCUGUGGUGGGUCCUGCCCCCUACCCAGUUAGAGAAUUUGGAUGUUGUCUUUAAGAGACUGUAUUGACUCAAGGUUUUUGAGCAAGGGGAGUCAGGACGGAGGCUGAAUUUGAGGGUGGAUCGAGACCAGCAGGUCCUGGAGGCAGGGCACACUGUUGGACUUGCAGGAGAAACAUGUGCUCGGACAGACAGGUGGGGGUGAGUACCCAGGUGGAGCUGAGUGCACAGGUAGAGGUGAGCACCCGGGUGGAGCUGAGGACCCAGGUGGAGCUGAGCACACAGGUGGGGGUGAGUGCCGAGGUGGGGGUGAGCGCCCAGGUGGAGCUGAGGAUCCAGGUGGGGGUGAGCACCCAGGUGGAGCUGAGGACCCAGGUGGAGCUGAGCACACAGGUGGGGGUGAGCGCCCAGAUGGAGCUGAACGCCCAGGUGGAGCUGAGCGCCCAGGUGGGGGUGAGCACCCAGGUGGAGCUGAGCACACAGGUGGGGGUGAGUGCCGAGGUGGGGGUGAGCGCCCAGGUGGAGCUGAGGAUCCAGGUGGGGGUGAGCACCCAGGUGGAGCUGAGGACCCAGGUGGAGCUGAGCACACAGGUGGGGGUGAGCGCCCAGAUGGAGCUGAACGCCCAGGUGGAGCUGAGCGCCCAGGUGGGGGUGAGCACCCAGGUGGAGGUGAGGACCCAGGUGGAGCUGAGCACCCAGGUGGGGGUGAGGACCUGGGUGGAGGUGAGGACCCAGGUGGAGCUGAGCGCCCAAGUGGGGGUGAGUGCCCAAGUGGGGGUGAGCGCCCAGGUGGGGCUGAGGACCCAAGUGGAGCUGAGCACACAGGUGGGGGUGAGCGCCCAGGUGGAGGUGAGGACCCAGGUGGAGCUGAGCACCCAGGUGGGGGUGAGCGCCCUGCCGGUUGUGCGGUGGUACCUGGAGGAGGUGGCCUGGAGACCCACCCCAGCCCUGAGCUAGCAAGAAGUGUGGGGAGGAAACAGCUCUGCAUGGCUCCCAGGCCCUGACACCCCUCAUUUCCAGCCUUUUCUGCAGGAUUGGGGCAAGGACAGGCUGCUGCCUGAAUAGUCCAGGACAGGAGUCUGAGGUCAAGGUGACUGAAGAGGGUCUGCGGCAUGGCUGCUGCCUCCGUGGCCAGGGAGAAAGAGGACGUUGUGUGACAGUGAACUGAAUCCUUAGCACCGAGCACCGGACUUUGGGUCCCGUGAUUAGAGAACGGCAGUUAGGAAACCCUCUGUCCUCAUUUUCUAUCAGGGCCUGGUUCCUGUUCUUUUUGGUUUGGUGGAUGAUGGUUCUGUGGCUCAGUGUCUGUCCUUAUGUCCCCACGGAGCACAUCCUGGUCCCAGUGGUUUCCUUGUUGCCAAAUCUGAUAUCUUCCUGUCCUAACUGUACUCCUCCCUUCUGCCAGCGUUCCACUCCCCUCUUCCUGAAACUCUUUCCUUAUAUUCUAGGACAGGGUCAGUGCCCUGCAGCCCAUGGGCCACAGCUGGCCCACCGCCUGCCUCUGUGAAUGAAACUUUAUCGGAGCACAGCCACGCCUGUUCACGGAUAUAUUGUCCGUGGCCCCUUUCGGACCACACAGCAGAGUUGAGUCGUCAUGACUCAGACCCUGUGGCCUGAUUAUUUGUUAUCUGGCCCCAUACAGGGCAUGUUCUAUCCCAGUGCCCUCCCCGGUCUCCUUCCACGCCAGGAGCUGAGGGCACGAGUGUGAGCCCAUUCGCAGGGGAGGCUGGGAAAGCUCCGGCUAAAGAAUCACUCCGAAUACUAAAGAAGCCCCCCCCCCGGCCCACCUGGCUCAAGAAAUAGCGUCUGACAUUUCCUCCUAAUCAAAAAAGGAAAGCUCUUAGCAUUAGUGUGUCCUCAUACACAGUGUGGUCUGGCCCUGGGCACAGUUCGCUUACAGGCAUCACCUAGUCUCACUGUCAUGGGCAGGCUUCCGCGGCGGGCCCCGUUUCCAGCUGCCUCUCUGAGUUUGGGAGACUGAAGCAGGAAAGCCCUGCGAUGCAGCCAAGCGGACUCGGGGCCCAGCCGACGCCACGGCGGUGGGCUGCCUCCAGAGGGCACUGGUGGUUCAAAGCCAGCGCCCAACACCAAGGCAGCAGUGGCUGGGCAGCCACUGUGUGGAGCCCGGUGAGGUUCCCGAGGCUGAGCCUUGCCGUCCGGAGUGCAGAACCACAUUCGAAAUCCAACAAAGCCCAGGGGGGACACCCAACAAACCAUGAGCCUUCAGAGCAGUCUUGGGCCUUACAGAGCGUGCGCUCUGAGCAGUGGGGCGCAGUCCCGGUGCAGCGGGAUCUCUGUGCCAGCUGUGCUCUGUGAAGCACACAUGAGUGUGUGUACGGGUCUUCCUGCAUGUUGUGCUGUAUGUCACUCUCCUCUCUUACGGAGCCCGUGGUGAAACUAGAGCCACGCCAAAAGCUCAGAGAGAAUUUGUGCAUGGACCAAGCAUUUUCCUCUGCUCUCCCUGCUGAGUUUUGACCUUGCAGGGCCUUAGGGUAGGUCUGGGGUCUGCCUGUUCGUGAGGACGGCCCAGGAUGGGAGCAGCGUGUGCAAGCGGAGCUUGUUAAGCCUGUGUGUGAUCUUUAAGCCCCGUUGGUGCCUCGCCUCUGGGGAGGGAAAGCAUCCAGGACCCUGUUGUGAAGGCCUGACAUGCCCCAGGGUGGAGGAGGUAUGCAUGUGAGGAUGGGGAGGACACAGGAAGAACUUCUAGUGACAGCAGGUAGAUGAGGUCAAGCAAGGAAACUCCGUGUUUCAGGAAGACACUUGGCUUCAUCUAGUAGAAACAGGCCAGAGGGGGCUUCUGAGCAGCUGAAGCCAGGACUGCAGGUGACCCCAUGGCUGAAGGGAGCAGUGGUACCCAUCCUGUUGGCAGGGAGUCCAGCAGCAACACCCCAGACAGGAUGUCAGGACCUCUGCCUCUGAAGGGCCCUCUCACGGCCUCGUCCCCCAAGAAUCCCAGAGCCAUUCUUGCUUACUCAUCGUAGAGCUCACUUCGAGCAAAUGUGCAAGGUAACAUUUCUGCCAUCUUCCCAUCCCAGGAUGUUGCCUGCUAGAUCCAAACCCAGGGUGGGCCUCGGUGAGGGCUGUAGUGCAGGUGGGGGCAGUGACACCAGGGGCAGUGAGACCACCUUUACCGGAGGGACUUGAGAAAGGUAUGUUCUUGUCUUUCUCUCUCCUUUCUUCUCUUCUUCUAGCGGCCUUCAGGUGCAUGUCUGAAAUUUUACCUUCCUGUUCUCAUGUAUUGACUGGUGGAAAUCCCUAUUUCCUCCUGGCUUUCCUUUUGGUAUCUUUGCAUUUUAAAAAAACGCGGUAAAUAACACCUAACAUGAGAUCCACUCUCUUAACGAACUUUUAAGAGUGCAGUCCACGUUGGCCACGGGCACAGUGUUGGACAGCAGACGUCUGCCGUGUCUUCUCAUCCUGCCUGGCUGAAGCCGGUACCCACGGCAGCCCUGCGUUUCUUCUCCUCCCAGCUCCUGCAACCACCGCCGUACAUUCUGCUCCUGUGAGUUCAGCUGCUUCAUGUGCCUCCUACGAGUGGACUCAUGCGGUAGUUGUCCUUCUGCACCUGCUGUGUUUCGCUCAACCCAGUGUCCUCAAGGUCCCUCCUCGCUGUAGGCGGUGCCAGAGUUCUUUCUCUCACAUGGCUGAGUCGUGCCCGUGCAUGCGCCUCUCUGUGUGUAUCCUCAUCCAUCAACGCACAUUUAGGUGUUUCUGCCUCUGAACUGUUGUGAGUAACGCUGCUCUGAACAUGGGUGUGCAGAUGCCUCCUCAAGACCCGGGUUUCAGGGUUUUAUUGGCUCAGUAUGCCUACUCGUUCCACUUCUAAUUUUUUAAGGAACUUUGAUACUGUCUUCCAUAGUGGCUGCACCUUUUUAUAUUCCCAGCAACAAUGGCAAAGGUUCCAGCCUCUCCAUAGCCUCACCAACAUUUAUCAUGUUCUGUUUUUUAACGGACAUCCUAGCAGGUGUGAGGUGGGAUCUCAUUGAGGUGUUGAUUUGCAUUUCCCUGAUGGCAAGUGAUAUUGAACAUCUUUUUAUGUGCCUCUUGGCUACAAACCUGAAUCAGGGAGACACAGGAAAUCUGAACAGACCAAUACUAGGAAAAAAAAUUGAAUUGGAGGGGCCCCUGCAUGGCUCAGUCAUUAAGCGUCUGCCUUCGGCUCAGGGCAUGAUC
Molecule: messenger RNA, 5794 nt
Organism: Ailuropoda melanoleuca (giant panda)
Lineage: Eukaryota; Metazoa; Chordata; Mammalia; Carnivora; Ursidae
Exons: 3
Coding region: 1799-2578 (259 amino acids)
Biological process (GO): signal transduction
Molecular function (GO): receptor ligand activity
Source: RefSeq, a predicted model, not a curated record